Erigeron canadensis is the source of this 2467-nucleotide messenger RNA. Its product is annotated as protein MICRORCHIDIA 6-like. Gene Ontology annotation, cellular component: nucleus. The record is from RefSeq and is a predicted model, not a curated record. The transcript has 20 exons. Bases 170 to 2203 code for a protein of 677 amino acids. NCBI's taxonomy places the organism in Eukaryota, Viridiplantae, Streptophyta, Magnoliopsida, Asterales, Asteraceae. Gene Ontology annotation, molecular function: ATP hydrolysis activity.
ACAGCAUCGAUCGAAACACAAGUUUUUCUUUCAAGAACCAACCCCCCCCAAGUCUCACCGCCAUAAUAUUUCGUUAUAUUUUUUCUUAACUCCAAACCCUAAUUUUUUUCCCCCUCUUUCUUUCUUUUUUGUUCUUAAUUUCAAACACACUGUGAAUGAAAUAAUCUUGAUGGACAUUUCUGAGUUUUUAAAUUUUGAUAAUCUCGAAGAGGAGAGUCGACCUGUUAAAUCGGAGUCGAAUCUUGGUGGGCAUAAUUAUAGUGAUGCCCCGCCGCAUAAAAAGUCCAAGAUUCAGGGUGUAAGACAAGAUGCUGAAGAAAACUGGAGCUCUAGUGGUGUAAGUGUGUUGGAUCAAGAACAAUCACUAGUAGAUGACGCAAACCUUUGUUCAACAUCGCCAGUGUGUGCUGCACCGGUUUGUAGACAGUUUUGGAAAGCUGGAACCUACAAUGAUGAUCUUGCUCCUAAGUCAACAACUAAAUCGGGUUCUAGUUAUCUACACAUACACCCAAAGUUCCUUCACUCAAAUGCUACUUCUCACAAAUGGGCAUUUGGUGCCAUAGCCGAGCUUAUUGACAAUGCGGUGGACGAGAUACAAAAGGAGGCUACAUAUGUAAUUGUAGAUAAAGUAAUAAGCCCAAGAGAUGGAAGUACAGGCUUGCUAAUUCAAGAUGAUGGCGGUGGGAUGGACCCAGAAGCGAUGCGCCAUUGUUUGAGCUUUGGGUUUUCAGAUAAGAAGUCAGAGUUUGCAAUUGGGAAGUAUGGAAAUGGCUUCAAGACCAGUACUAUGAGGCUUGGAGCAGAUGUGAUAGUUUUUACCCGCUACUUAACUGGAAGUUCAUUGACCCAAAGUAUUGGACUUCUAUCAUAUACAUUUUUAACUCAAUCAGGCUAUGACAGGAUAGUAGUCCCAAUGGUUCACUACGAGUGGAACUUUAUGACAGGCACUUUUGAUCCCCUAUAUCCACAAAGUAAUGAAAACCCAAACUCAAACCUAUCUGUCAUCUUGAAAUGGUCUCCAUAUUCAACAGAAGAGGAACUAUUGAAGCAGUUUGAAGAUGUUGGUUCUCACGGAACAAAAGUCAUUAUAUACAAUUUAUGGCUUGAUGAUGACGGGAAUUUGGAGCUUAAUUUUGACUCUGAUCCUGAGGACAUCCUUAUUACCUGGGAUGGAAAAGGUAAAAUGAAAGAAGGUUCCCGUAAGGCAGCGACAGAUCAGCACAUCUCUAAGCAGCUUCGUUAUUCUCUUCGUACAUACCUAUCCAUCUUGUAUCUAAAAUUACCCGAGACUUUCACAAUGGUACUGCGAGGGAAAGUUGUUAUGUAUCAUAAUAUUGCUAACGAUCUGAAGCACACGGAAUAUAUCUUGUAUAAACCUCAAAGUGACGGACGUUCGGAGGGUGCGGUGGUUACAACGAUAGGCUUUGAUAAGGAGGCUCCAAAUGUGAGCAUCCAUGGUUUUAACAUCUACCAUAAGAACCGUUUGAUACUGGCAUUUCAGCCUGUUGUCCAAUAUGCUGACAGUCGAGGCAGAGGUGUUGUUGGUGUUCUUGAAACCAAUUUUAUUGAACCAACUCACAACAAACAAGAUUUUGAGAAAACCUCUGUUUUUCAAAAACUUGUGACCCGUCUGAAAGAAAUGACAUGGGAAUACUGGGAUUAUCAUUGUGGACUGAUUGGUUAUCAAAUUAAGAAAAAGGCGCGCCCCCCGUCUGCAACUAGUUUUGUGCAUCAGCAUCUUGUUGAUCGUUGUAUUAGUAGGAAAGGCUUAUCUAGUUCUGUCCCCAAUAAAAAACCUCCGUUUAUAGCUACUUUAAACAGCAAGGCUGCUUUUUCUUCUCGUUCCCCACCUGUAAAACCAGUGGAGUUAAUAUCAAACUUCCCUCCAGGUUUUAAAGAAGGGUCAAAUUUGAAAAGGAAGUUGACAGGCGACUCUCAAAGUUUCCGGUCGGAUCCCCAUAUGGGGAGUGGCCUUGUUGAUGUCAACUCUAAUCUGACACAUUUGGGAAACAAUGGAGGGGCAUUAAGCGUGAUAGAUGAAAACAGAAAGCUCAAAGCCCAAUGCUUGGAGUUUGAGAAGGUAGAAGAAGAACUUAAGCACAAGGUUGCAUUGCUUAAAACGGAAUUGGGAGAUGCACAAAUGGAGUAUGAUCGUUUGUUGAGUGAAUUGCAGGUCCUGGAGAUUGUGAAGGGUGAAAACUAACUGGAUUAUUAGGUGUAAAGUUUUGUGUUUUGUUAGUUCAUUUAUUAGGUCUGUUACUUGGGUAAUCCCUUCGUUGGAAGAUUCCUGCAUUGUUCAGAUCCGUAAAAGAUUUGACGCUUUUGACCUUGGACGUUUGAUCUUGAAGGUAUUGCCCACAUGACAACAUUUCAAUCUGUAAUGUUUUGAUGUUUGUAAAAUUUAGGCAGUAAAACUAACAUGAGUUAUUGAUGUUUUUGUUCUACUUGGUAUGGAAUUUUUAAAGCC